AUGGACGCGGAACGCGCUUUGCCCGAGAAGAGAAACCCUCUCGUUGAGGAGAAACACACUCCGCAGAUUGAGAUCCUUGUUGAAAGACGCCGAUUGGGACAGACAGAGCUCACAGUGAAGGCUGGCCAGAUUGGCACUUCCAAUGCGACAAAGCCUUCCAACCUGGGCAUGUUCGACUAUGCCCACCUGCGCGUACCUCUUCCCAAGGAUCUGCAAGGCAGUGGCAUCUUCGCUCCGUCGCGCCGCAAUCAGUCGUACCCAGAAGCUUACUUCUUGAUGAGACGUUCUAACGACGGUUACAUUAGCGCAACUGGCAUGUACAAGGCCGCCUUCCCAUGGUCAACGCUGGAAGAGGAAGAAAUCGAGAAAAAGUACAUCAAAUCGCUCCCUGAGACUGACAGCGAGGAGAUUGCUGGCAACGUGUGGAUUCCCCCCACAUCAGCCCUGACUCUGGCCGAUGCCUACGGCAUGCGCACCUGGAUUGAAGCAUUGCUCGACCCCGAGCCCAUCGCAAAGGGAACUCACGACCCCAACAAGAAGAUCGCUACACCACCUCGAUUCGUCAUUCCUACCUCGGAAGCCACUACUCUCCCUCCCCCGACAGAAACUACUUCUCGCCGCCGCACUCUCCGUUCGGCUUCCCCUGCAAAGGCUCCACCCACACCCAGCCGUAAGAUCGCAACUCCCAGGAGGACCCGACGUGCAAAGCCUGCAGCAUCAAGUGCACUCGCACCCACUGCUGAGAGUGCCGAGGAG
This is a messenger RNA of Aureobasidium melanogenum CBS 110374, 756 nucleotides long. RefSeq lists its product as uncharacterized. Gene Ontology annotation, biological process: mitotic telomere tethering at nuclear periphery; meiotic attachment of telomere to nuclear envelope. Gene Ontology annotation, cellular component: nuclear membrane complex Bqt3-Bqt4. NCBI's taxonomy places the organism in Eukaryota, Fungi, Ascomycota, Dothideomycetes, Dothideales, Saccotheciaceae. The transcript has 3 exons. The annotation marks the transcript as partial. The record is from RefSeq and is a predicted model, not a curated record. Gene Ontology annotation, molecular function: DNA binding.